AUGUCCAAUCCCUGUUAUAUCCCACCAAGUCUUUACACUACUUUGGACAAUCUCAAUAUCUCACGUAUUACGGUCGCUGGACACGAAGAAUUUCCCGUGGCACCUGAAAGCGAUAUUAACGUCAACCACUGGGCUAUUUACCUCGAAGUCACUGAAGGAGGGCAUGUUUGCCUUGACAUGAUACCGACCUCUUCUACUGGCGGACUUGCAAAUUUGGCCGUUAGUCGACUUCCAACCAGACCAAGUAAUGUCGUUAAGACGGUCGAGUUUCCUACCGAUAUUGGGCUUUCGGUUAAAAGGGUAAUUGAACGCAUCGAAGGAGAGCGCUAUCACAUUUAUCGAUACGGAAACGAAAUGUUAGAGUGCAGAUAUUGGGUCUACGUGGUAUGGAUCAAUUAUUUAAGGCCGGGUGGAUCACUGGUACCUCGACCGUCUGUGAUCUUGUAUCACGAUCAUGGACAGCCGGCGGCACACGACUACAGAAGUCUCCGCCGAUGA
Messenger RNA from Aplosporella prunicola CBS 121167, 498 nucleotides. RefSeq lists its product as uncharacterized. The transcript has a single exon. The record is from RefSeq and is a predicted model, not a curated record. The coding region runs from base 1 to 498 and encodes 165 amino acids. NCBI's taxonomy places the organism in Eukaryota, Fungi, Ascomycota, Dothideomycetes, Botryosphaeriales, Aplosporellaceae.